UCUGAACAUCUUGUAAGACUGAAGUGUGUGUGUGUGUGUGUGUGUGUGUGUGUGUGGAGGAGGAACAUUCAUCUAUUGAGGAGAGAGAAACCCUGUCACACCUGGGAGACUGUUAAAGGUGAACCGUGGUGAUGGAUCUGGACGUGAUGAACAUGUUUGUCAUCGCCGGAGGAACUCUCGCGAUCCCCAUCUUAGCUUUUGUGGCUUCUUUUCUGCUUUGGCCUGCAGCACUUAUCAAGAUUUAUUACUGGUAUUGGAGGAGGAGACUGGGGCUACAGGUGGAUUAUGCAGAGCAUGAUGGAUAUCGCUUCUGUUACACACACCGGGGGAAGCCUGGGAGUCGGCCAUCUAUACUCAUGCUUCAUGGCUUUUCUGCUCAUAAAGACAUGUGGUUGGGUGUGGUGAAGUUCUUCCCAACCAACGUGCAUCUGGUGUGCGUUGACAUGCCUGGCCAUGAGGGCACAACACGCACUAGCGCUGUGGACUACUCCAUUGAGGGACAGGUCAAAAGAGUACAUCAGUUUGUAGAAAGUGUUCAGCUGAAUAAGAAGCCCUUUCACCUGGUGGGAACAUCCAUGGGUGGUUGUGUAGCAGGAGUUUAUGCUGCUCGCUAUCCCUCUGAUCUGUCCGGUCUCACACUGAUCUGUCCUGCAGGUCUGAAAUACCCCAAGGAGAGUGAAUUCUUGAGACAUCUGAGAGACCUGGAGAACAGCACGGAUGUCCAAAGCAUCCCUCUCAUCCCCUCAACUCCAGAGGAGAUGGAGGACAUGCUGAAACUGUGCUCCUUUGUGCGCUUUAAGAUCCCUCAUCAGAUCCUUCAGGGGUUGGUGAAGGUCCGUAUUCCACACAACAACUUCUACCGUGAAGUGUUCAUGGAGCUAGUAGACGAAAAAUCGAGACACUGCCUGCAUGACAACAUGCACCUCAUUUCAACACCACUUCAAGUCAUUUGGGGGAAGCAAGAUCAGGUGCUCGAUGUAUCCGGUGCGUCUGUUUUGGCUGAUACUUUGCCCGGAUCCCAAGUCGAUCUGUUAGACAACUGUGGCCAUACUGUGGUGAUGGAGCGUCCUCGGAAAGCUGCUCAUCUCAUCGUGGACUUCAUCACGCGUCAGCAGAAUUCAGGAAGCGCUAGCAGCAAAAAGCUUUCUUGAAACUAUGAAACUUCACAGCGAGAUUUUAUUAUUUUUACGAAAUUUGUAAUUUAUCUUAAAUGUAUUUUUCUAGUGAGCCCUCAGGGACAGACCACCAGGGUUAAAUUUACUCUUGUAGUAUUUAAGAUUGAACAGAACUAGAAUUGCUGGAACAUUGCUGAAUUUACUGCAGUGUGGACCAAUAACAGGCAAUAACAUUUUACUGACAGUUUCAGGUUUUACUAAAUUCAGAAAAAGGCCCAGAAAAACAAGCACUAUUAUUACUUUUUGUAAGAAAUGUCCUUCGAUCUUUUAGGUAACAGUGAAACACUGCAUGUAUUGUGUGUACCUUGUGCUGUGAAGCACUUUUUGAAGCCUUCACUGUAUGCAUUAGCAUAAAGUUUUAAUUUGUUUGGUAUUUCUUCUGUGUUAAAAUCCACAUUUAAGAGCUAAGUCCUGAAAUGUAACGGUGUAUUGUUCAUUUUCAUGUAAAAUGCACUGCACUCCUACACUACAUUGUUCUGAAUACUUAGUAAAAACACUGAAGCCAUAA
Messenger RNA from Tachysurus vachellii, 1683 nucleotides. RefSeq names its product abhydrolase domain containing 6, acylglycerol lipase a (gene abhd6a). Lineage: Eukaryota; Metazoa; Chordata; Actinopteri; Siluriformes; Bagridae. The record is from RefSeq and is a predicted model, not a curated record. Bases 132 to 1151 code for a protein of 339 amino acids. The transcript is spliced from 9 exons.